AUGGCGCGAACACGAGGGGCUAAAUCUUCAUCUCCUUCGAAUCGCAAGAAGAGUCUGCGAAAGGAGCCAGUUCCAGAUUCUGCUCCAGAGCCUUCACAGCCGAAAGCAAUUCCUCCUCCGAUGAAGCCAGCGCCGCCAAAGCCUCCGGCGAAACGUUACCUUACCAGGUCAGGAGGUCGUACACUGCAAAAGAGACCCAAGGUGCAGAGCUCAGAACCCAUCGAUUUGACUGAGCAAUCUCCAGAGCCUUCACCAAUUCCAUCACCGGUUCCAACUCCAGUUCCCUCGUCGAGUCCCAUGCUAGUUCCGUCACCGGUGCCAUCUCCGGCGCUGCAAGAAAAAUCUCAGGAGCCUCAAGCGCCACUUCCCAAGCCCUAA
This is a messenger RNA of Vitis vinifera (wine grape), 378 nucleotides long. Its product is annotated as vegetative cell wall protein gp1-like. NCBI's taxonomy places the organism in Eukaryota, Viridiplantae, Streptophyta, Magnoliopsida, Vitales, Vitaceae. The record is from RefSeq and is a predicted model, not a curated record. The transcript has a single exon. Bases 1 to 378 code for a protein of 125 amino acids.